Linum trigynum is the source of this 1006-nucleotide messenger RNA. NCBI's taxonomy places the organism in Eukaryota, Viridiplantae, Streptophyta, Magnoliopsida, Malpighiales, Linaceae. The record is from the annotation of a GenBank genome assembly.
CAACAUAGUACAAUCAUUCAAUUCCCAAGGAGAAAUUUCACCUUUGUGAUGGUAAAAAAAUUAUUGGAGGGGGUUGUUUUCACUUUUCAGCAAUAUUCUAUCCAUUUACCUAGAAAGUUUUGCAAGUUCAAAACUCAAAAUGUAGUUUGACCGGGGAGAGGACUAUUUUAUAACAAACCUAGUAAAGUAACCAACCAACUUUCGUAGGUGGAAGGGGAAAAACCCCUCGCUUUGAUCCAAGAAAAUAUCGAAAUAGGCGGUAAAAAAACCCUUGACCUUUGACUUAUGGAAGAGAGUUGUUCACUUGUUCUCUGCUAUAUAAUAAUACUCAGAACAGACUCCUAGUUACCCGCUACUACCACCACUCCUGCAAGAGUCCUGCAACGAACAACAAGGACGCACCCUCUGCUUUCUUCUGCAAAAGAAACAAGGUCGAGGCUUUGGAAUUCAGAAAUGGAGUUAGCAUUUCACAAGGCACAGCUCAACAGCCUUGUGCAGUCCAUGUUUGAUGCGGGAAUUUUGGACAGCCAAUUCUCACAGAUUCAGGCUCUGCAAGACGACGAGAAUCCUGCAUUCAUAGCUGAAGUAAUCUCCUCUUUCUGUCAUGAUGCCGAGAGGAUCAUCAUCGAGCUUAACAAGCACCUGAGCCAUCAAAAUGUGGACUUCUCCAAAAUGGAUGGUUGUCUUCACCAACUCAAAGGAAGCAGCUCCAGCAUUGGCGCAAAUCGAAUGAAGCUUGCUUGCUGCGACCUUCGUGAGGCUUCUGAUGAAAAGAACAAGAGCAGGAGCCUGCAGGCAUUGAACAUUGUCACUCGAGAAUAUUGCCGCCUCAGGGGUCAAUUCCAAACCUUUCUCCAGUUAGAGAGGAGGAUCCUGAUGAUCGAAGCAAGCCAGAAAUAGAGAGGUAGUUGGAGAACUCAGGAUCGCUUAUCAAGUUUCUAUGUACUUCUUAGUUUCCUGUGUUUUCAUUAGCUUUUCUUACCAGAAGUAAAACCUCUGUUAGCUU